Molecule: messenger RNA, 3605 nt
Organism: Polyodon spathula (Mississippi paddlefish)
Lineage: Eukaryota; Metazoa; Chordata; Actinopteri; Acipenseriformes; Polyodontidae
Product: probable G-protein coupled receptor 34
Exons: 2
Coding region: 256-1362 (368 amino acids)
Biological process (GO): G protein-coupled receptor signaling pathway
Cellular component (GO): membrane
Molecular function (GO): G protein-coupled purinergic nucleotide receptor activity
Source: RefSeq, a predicted model, not a curated record
AAUUACUCAAAAAGUAGGAAACAGUUUGUGGUAGCAGCUUGACUAAAACAGAAAGAAGAACACAGACUGCUGUGUAAAAGUUAAAGAUUAGCACAGGAAAUGUCAAGAUCUUAUAAAUAGCUAUACACGAAUAAUUAUUUCCAAUCCCAUUUCUGGAAUCCCACUUUUGGAAGGAAGGCACGUCACAUGUCAGGAGCUCCACAGGAUUGAAGAUUACUUCCUUUGUCAAACACAAAGACAGCUAUCCCCUACAAAAUGACAAGCCUCAUUAAUUUAGGGACAUUGAAUGAUUCACUCCCCUACAGCUUUAUGGAGAGUACAAGCACUGUAAAUACAACACUGGAGGCCAACACCACUACAUGUGUUAUAAACGAUGACUCUAUGAGCAUUCCUUUAGCCUUGGCCUACUCUCUCAUGUUUGUCUUUGGACUGUUAGGAAACGUCUUAGCCCUGUACGUCUUCCUCUGCGUCCACUUGAAGAAGAACUCUGUCCAUGUUUUCCUUGUCAACAUAGCUGUUGCUGACCUCAUCCUGAUUAUCUGCUUGCCUUUCCGCAUCGUCUACCACAGCACCAAAAACCAGUGGAUGCUGGGCCAGACCUUCUGCAAAGUGGUCGGCAACAUUUUCUACAUGAACAUGUACAUCAGCAUCAUCCUGCUUGGGUUCAUCAGUGUGGACCGAUACAUCAAAAUCCAAUGCUCUGCACAGCUGUACAAACUGCAGAAGAACAAAUGGAGCAUCAUCACAUGUUGCAUCACCUGGGGUAUGGCCAUUGCUUUCAUUAUACCCAUGAUCAGCAAACCAGAAGGCAAAGAGAAGGUCACUAAAUGUUUCCAAUACAAGGGCAGACAGAAUGCCAAAUGGAAAGCUUUCUUUAACCUUGCAAUGGUUGUCGUCUUUUGGAUAGUUUAUAUUUCCCUAAUGCUCUCUUAUGGUCAAAUUGCCAAGAAGCUUUUCAAACUUUCUAGGGAGAAAUCAGACCUUCCCAAUGCCCGCAAGUAUAGACGAACGGCAAAAAAAUCUUUUUUUGUGCUUUUUAUCUUUACGGUGUGCUUCGUUCCAUAUCACAUCUUUCGUGUAAUCUACAUCUGGUCCCAGAUCCAUGGCACUACCUGCUACUGGACAAACAUCAUUGACAAAACCAAUGAGGUGGCACUGCUCUUCUCAACUCUAAACAGUUGCCUGGAUCCAGUCAUGUUCUUUCUGCUGUCAGGCUCUGUGCGCAAAAUGACCGUCAGUCUCCUGUGCAGAACGACCACAGAGCACCAACAAGCGAAAGCUUCCCAGGCGACCAGUAGCACUUGGGCGAGUUUCCGCAUCAUUCAUUCAUUUCGACAGAAACAGUUAAUCACAGGAAUCUAAAGCGACCUUCAGCAUCUGCUGGAAAUCCUCAAAACAGGAAAAAGGACUAAAGUAGCUUGGCUUUUGGUGGAACAGUGCGAGACACUCCUAAUGUACUGGAAGGAUGAAAAAAAAACUUCUAAAAACAAGACAAUAAAACUGGCUAUCCUUGACAGAUUUAUACUGGGUUAAAUGGACUGCUGAAAAUACAGUCCGUUCUGUACAGGAAAGAAAGACAUUAAAACAUGGACUAUAAAACUAACAAACUAUAUAAACACAACAGAACUGGCAUCUCUUGAAAUAUGACAUGCUGAAGCAAAGGGAAAUUUAACAGACAGGAAUAACAAUAACAUAAUUUUAAACAAUAUUACCUACUAAGAAACUAUUAAGAACAAUUGCUGAAUUGUCCUUAUAUUUGAUAUUCACUAAGAAUAAGACCCAUUGAGCCUGAAAGUAUCUCAUCCAAUAUGCAAUGUGCCAAUUAAUAAAAACCAAUAAAAAAAAAAAAAAAAAAACCCUAUUGCUAAACACAACAACACCCAAAGCUUUACUCUGGGAUAUCUUUGUUAACUUUAAUAGAGUGUUACAUAUAACGUCUUUGAUAAUAUGUUGAAAAUGAACGAAUAUCCGAAUGAAUAUCUCAACAUGACAAUUCAAUGUUCGUCCCAGCACUAGUUUUAAUAACAGUGUAUUUAUGUAUUUCUUCUGCUGCAUCACCAGGCUUCACAGUACUGUAUUCCAUAUUCAUGUUUGGAAAAAAAAAAAAAGAAAAAGAAAAAAAAGAAAAACAUUUUCCGGUUAUUUUGUGAUCUCUGUAAAAGAGAACUAUGAAGAAAUUUAUCGAGCUCAUUGUGGUUUACAAGUCAGAAAAAAAAGUGACCCCAAACCCACAAGGCAAUAUGAAUGCCUUUUUUAAAACAUGGCAUAUCUGACCCAUUAGUAAAGAAAGCAAUAGACUGCUGUCAUGCAAUUAAACCUUGCUUGCUGGAACUGCACAUUUAAGAUUUCAUUUCCACUGGAGGAAUUUUAAGAAUUCCAUAACACUUCACCAACUCAGUACUAACAAUGUUUUUUGUAAUUCAGAAAUAAAAUUCCAGAAGUGCAAAUGUGCAUCUUGUUUGUAUGGGGAUGUGUGAACGUGUAUUAAAAUAGGCUGUUGUUGAAGGAUUGUGUAAGGUUAAAAGUAGGGCUUGUUUGAAUUGUAAUGGUAAAACCAUGCAAAUGCAACGGGAGGGUCCUUGCUAGAUUCACCUUUGUGAUUUGCAUUGUUAUUGUGGGUUGUUCAGGGGUUAACCUGCAUACAAGCUCACAUGUGAUGAGGGUUUACACUGAACGCCAUUGGUGUUCAUUAAGGACUGGAGAAAGUCGAUGCUCAUAAAACAAACCCUAACUGACAACUUCUAAAUACUUGCUGCUGCAGUCUCAAGUGUAGUAUAUAUUAGGGCUGUGCAGAUACUUAGAGAAAAAAUACAUUACAGUCAGCACCGCCUAAUCAGGAUACUGAUAAUCAGGACUGCUUCUUAAAUGUGAUCAACUCUGGGAGACGGUUCUUCCUAAUGCUAUUUAUGUGGUUUAAUUGGGACAUCACUUUGUUUAAUUGGGAUACAGUAUUUACAAAUGAUGACUGGAGAUUGCUUUCAGAUCAAGACAGGUUUGCGUAGCACAGGGCAGCGAGUACGUGAUCACACUGUGACUUGCGUAAACUACAUUGAACUCUUGAAGGAGCUGGAGUCACCUGUGGUUUCUCACGCUGCUGUUGCAAAGAAAGUUGAUGCAUCAACAUUGCAGGUGCGAUUCAUGUUGUUUAGGAAUAAAAAAACAAACAAAUAUUGACUUGUAUUUUAAAUGAUGUAUUUAACAUUUAAUCAUAAUGUGAUGUGAUUUCAUUCUUUUUCUUUUCAUUAAGAAUCGAAAAAGUGUGACUAAGGUCAUCUCUACUGCCUGUCGUUUAACUGGGACAGCCGCUUAUUCAGGAUAUUUCCUUCUCCCGAAGCGUCCCGAUAAAGCUGCGCCGACUGCAAUUCCCUUUAACGUAUUUUUGUCGAAAUAUUUGAAAACUCUACAACAAGAAAAGCUGCCUUUAUUAUUUGUCCUCACUGAUACAAUUGAAUACAAAUCAAUGUGAAUUAACUUUCACACCAAGUGAUUUGAAAGCAAUUUGUUAUAAGCCAGUUUGCAUUUGACUUUAAAGAAAGGUCAAAGGUCACAAUCAAGGCAAUUUUUGAAUAGAGCAUAUAUGGGUUCCUAUAUGUGUUCCAUAGUAA